Branchiostoma floridae (Florida lancelet) is the source of this 1312-nucleotide messenger RNA. Its product is annotated as cubilin-like. The transcript is spliced from 8 exons. Lineage: Eukaryota; Metazoa; Chordata; Leptocardii; Amphioxiformes; Branchiostomatidae. The record is from RefSeq and is a predicted model, not a curated record. Bases 202 to 1191 code for a protein of 329 amino acids.
GCUCGUUAUUGUUCGGAAAUAGGCUCUUUCGCUUUCGGUCCGGUGUUCUAUAGAACGCCAUUCUUGUUGUUCUAACAACAUGCCGCAGAGGCACAGUUGCCCUUGUAACUAACUAUGCAGUCAACAAUUUAGCCUUCAAAUGAUGACUUCUGACAACAACUGCUGGUACACCAGUGAAGAUGUAGACCGCUGUCCUGAGAAAUGGAAAAAGCCUGUAUCUUAGAUGACCGUGUAUGGAUCAGAUUCACGGACUUCCACCUGGAAGACGCCCCGUCGUGUGUGUGGGACGACGUUCAAAUCUUCGACACCUCGGUCACUCCUCGCGCGCGAAUUGGAGAGAAGUACUGCGGCACGGACACACCUCCGUAUGUAGUGUCUCCCGGACAGACUCUGCGCGUCAGCUUCCAUACUGACUACAGUGUAACAGCCAAGGGGUUCUCUUUCGACUACUCGUUUGAAAGCAUAGCCGGCCUGGGAGACUGUGGGAUGACUGCUACCAUAAGUAGCGGUUCUGGUGCCAUUACCUCCCCCAGCUACCCGAGUGCGUAUUCCGACAAUGAGAACUGUGUGUAUGAACUAACAGCCGCCAAUGCGAACGAUGUCAUACAGCUCUUCUUCGUGCAGUUCUCUCUGGACUCGGCAGGAGGAGACUCCCUGAGGAUCGUCACCACAGGAGCCCACCACGCCGGGGAUACCGUGCACACACGGGACGAUGCAAACUUCCUCCAUGUGGCGGGCACCAGUCUGACCUUGACCUUCACCUCCUCAUCUGGAUCCCCCAAUGGAGAUGGGUUCCUGGCCACUUAUUCGGUCCUCACAGACGGUGCUAUUCUGGGUAUGUGUGGAGGGACAUACACGUCAGACACCGGCACGAUCACCUCCCCAGGGUACCCUGGGAACUAUGACAACAGUGCCGACUGCGACUACUCCAUCACAGUCAGCGCCGGGAACGUUGUUCAGCUUGAGUUCAGCACGUUUCACGUCGCAGGCUACUGUAACGGGGACUCCCUCUCCAUCUAUAACGGGGACAGCGCGUCUGCACCGAUGAUAGCGCACUACUGCGCGGAGGGAUUCCGGGCUGACUACACCGCUAUAUCCAGCGGUGCGGUCCAGCCAACAACUGUGUCGCCAGCGGGUCCACGGAGGAGACCCCUUCAGACGGUAUACCCAUCUGUGACACCCGCUUCCUGAGUGACCCCACCGUUCCUGUAGUAUCACACAGCGGCUACUCCUCCGGCACCAGCUACAGCGCCGAUACCUCCUGUACGGUCGUCCUGACCACCGACCACGAUCUCAGGAUCGACAUGUGGAU